Pelobates fuscus (common spadefoot toad) is the source of this 12617-nucleotide messenger RNA. It is a transcript of the gene DCHS1, whose product is annotated as dachsous cadherin-related 1. The record is from RefSeq and is a predicted model, not a curated record. Gene Ontology annotation, biological process: calcium-dependent cell-cell adhesion; adherens junction organization; cell-cell junction assembly. Gene Ontology annotation, molecular function: cadherin binding; calcium ion binding. The transcript has 23 exons. NCBI's taxonomy places the organism in Eukaryota, Metazoa, Chordata, Amphibia, Anura, Pelobatidae. Gene Ontology annotation, cellular component: adherens junction; plasma membrane; catenin complex. Bases 558 to 10265 code for a protein of 3235 amino acids.
CAUCCACAGCUGUCUGAAUCCAUUGUCCCAGCCAGUGUGAGAAGAGACAGCCAGAGAGAGAGACUAGAGGGACACGAGACGUCAUCAAUGCUCAGCCAACCUAGGGACCAGUGGAGACACCACCCAGACACAUCAGGGGAGAGACAUCCUCUCUGAGGCUGCAGUGAGCAAAAGAGACAUCCCUCAGACUGCUCAGCUCUACAAGCGAGUCUCUGCAGAUAGGGGGAGAGCGCAGGGACCGCCCUGGACAUCCACACAAAGGGAAAUCCUGAAAGAGACAGCCUGGGGAUGAGAACAAAGCUCUGACAUGGACAUAUAGCACCUUGAGACAUCCCAAGUGACAUGCAGAGGCCUAUGUGACACCGCUCCACUGGCACGGGAAAGGGAUUUCACCGAGACAGUCCAGAGAGAAGAGACAGCUUGGCAGAGACUCAAUGUAGAGGGUCUUGGCAUGGAAGCUGGGCCUGAUCAAAAAGAACCAGCCACAGAACUGACACUCUAACGGAUGGAGCAGUGUGACUUCUGACACCAAACGGAUCAUCCAAGAAUCGGGUGCUAUGAUUCCUCCCAGGUUAUAUCUGCUGCUGCUUUUGGCCUGCUCCCCAUGCUCCUCUUCCCUAGGAACGUUGGAGCUGCACAUCGAUGAGGAGCAGCCGGCUGGCACUAUUAUCGGGGACAUCAGCGCUGGACUUCCACCUGGAUCCAGAGGUCACAUGUUCUUCAUAUCGGCACAGGAAGGUAGUGGUGUAAACAGUGAUCUAGACAUAGAUGAGAACACAGGAAUUAUUAAGACAGCACGGGUUCUUGACCGUGAGCAAAGAAAUCUUUACAGUUUCAUAGCGGUGACUCCAGAAGGACUCACUGUGGAAGUGGACAUACUUGUGGAUGAUAUUAAUGACCACUCGCCCACAUUUUCUAAAGAGCAUACAGAGAUUUCCAUCCCUGAACAUACACCACUGAAUACCCGUUACCCACUAGACCCAGCCAUAGAUUUUGACAGUGGAGUACUUGGUACUCAAGGUUACUUGAUUCGCAGUGGGGAUCCUAUGCAGGUAUUUCGACUAGAAACACGCAGACUUUCCAGUGGUAUUCUAUCUUUGGAGCUGGUGGUGAGCUUAGAUCUCGAUCGUGAGAACCGCUCAUCUUAUUCACUGACCCUGGAGGCAUAUGAUGGGGGUUCUCCAAGUCGAAGCUCUCAAAUAAGAUUGGAUAUAUCUAUUCUGGAUAUCAAUGACCAUGCUCCAGUAUUCAACCAAAGUCGGUACCAGGCAAUCAUCUCUGAGAGCCUUCCGCCAGGAUCAAGUGUCAUUCAAGUGUUUGCAACAGAUGCAGAUGAAAACCAAAAUGGGGAAAUCAGCUAUGAAAUAAACCGUAGACAGAGUGACCCAGAGGGAUUCUUCAGCAUCCACCCACACUCUGGACUCAUCCAGCUUAGCAAGCCAUUGGAUUAUGAAACUCGUAAAGCACAUGAGCUUGUUGUUCAGGCUAGAGAUGGUGCAGGAGAGCCAGAGGUGGGAACAGCAUUUGUUUCUAUCCAAGUGCGUGAUUCCAAUGACAACCAACCAAGCAUGACCAUCAUUUUCUUGAGUGAAGAUGGAGCUCCACAGGUUUCUGAAGGGGCCACUCCAGGACAGUAUGUGGCCCGUAUCUCUGUGUCUGACCCCGACUAUGGGGAGCAUCCAGAUGUAGAUGUGACUUUGGAAGGUGGUGAAGGAAAGUUUGCCUUGACCACCAAAGACAGCAUCAUUUACCUCAUCUGUGUGGACAAAUUGUUAGACCGUGAAGAAAAGGAUUCGUAUCGUCUGCGGGUGCUUGCCACAGAUUCUGGAACACCUCCACUUAGGGCAGAAUCCUCCUUUGUUUUGGAAGUCACUGACAUCAAUGAUAACCCACCAGUAUUUGACCGACAAGAGUACAGCCACACGGUCCCUGAAGCCAUACACCCUGGCAGUUUUCUACUACAAGUCACAGCCCGGGACAAAGAUCAUGGUACAAAUGGGGAUAUAAAAUAUAGUUUAUUGCCCACUCCCUGGUUCCAUAUCCACCCUGACACUGGUGUAAUCACCACUGCAGCACCUUUGGAUUAUGAAAAGGAAGCUCAGCCAUCAAUGAUUGUACUGGCAACAGAUGGAGGAGAACCUGCACUAACAUCCACAGCUGUGGUCCGAGUCCAGUUACUGGAUGUUAAUGAUAAUGAACCAGUCUUCACUAGUCCGGUCUAUAAUGCAACACUGAGUGAAGGCACAGCCAGGGAGAGCUGCUUCCUAAAGGUAACAGCCUCGGACGCAGACAGUGGUAAUUUUGGAGUCGUCUCAUACUCUCUCAGUCCUGCAUCCCCCCAUCAGUUUCGUAUUCACUCUGAGAGUGGAGACAUCUGCAUCUCUGAAGCCCUGGACAGAGACGAUGGAGAUCGCUUCUUCCUGCUCCAUGUGACAGCCAGUGACGGGGGGGGGCUAAGCACGUCCUGUCUUGUCCGGAUUUCACUGGAAGACGUGAAUGAUAAUCGCCCAGUGUUCUAUCCCGUGGAUUAUGGAGCUAGUGUGAGUGUUACCAGCCUCCCAGGGACACCAAUAUUAACCGUGACUGCACGAGACAAGGAUGAGGGGAUCCAUGGCACCCUCAACUACCACAUUGUAUCAGGAAACAGCCCCCCACUUUUCCGUCUCGACGCAAAUACAGGCACGAUUUUUGUGGCACUCUCGCUCUCCGCCAGGGUGGGAUCUGUCCUGCACCUGGAGGUUGGGUCUCAGGAUGGGGGAGGAGUCAAGGCUGAGAUGAACGCCCGGGUGAAUAUCAGCAUAUUGCCAAGUUCUGCUCCCAUUCCGACAUUCCUGCAACCCCGGUAUGAAAUCACCGUUCCGGAGGAUACGCCACCUGGGACCAGCGUGGGCAGUGUAUCGGCAAAAAAUCCACGAGGAGUCUCUGGCAUGGUUUCUUACUUGCUCUCCUCUGGAGACCCCUUGGGUCUUCUCUCUCUGGACUCUCAUACUGGAGUCUUAACCAUUGGCAAAUCAUUAGACCGAGAACAAGAUGCAGAGUUAUUUCUGGAGGUGCAAGCUUAUACUGGCUUUCCUCCAGCAUACACUCAAACACAGAUUACCCUCCGGAUUACUGAUGUCAACGAUAACCCUCCAACUUUCCCCUCACCAUCCCAUACUCUACGAAUCCAAGGGUCAACCCCUACAGGUUCCAUCAUCUUCACAGCUCAGGCAACAGAUCCAGAUUCUGGAGCCAAUGGACAAAUUCACUAUGAGCUGGAUUCUCUGGGACCCUUCAGCAUAGAUAGCUCUGGGCAGCUUCGUAUCACAGCACCACUUAGCCAGGUACGAUAUGAGCUGCGAGUGAUGGCAUUAGAUGAUGGAAGCCCACAGCUUUCCUCUGUCCUGGAGAUCACUGUCCUAGUGAUGGAAAGAGAAUCUGAACCAGCAUGUGGUGCCUCUGAUUAUCGUGUGGAGGUUCGGGAAGGCAGCCCCCCACUUAGUCGUCUCCUGCAGGUCCGGGCAUUACCCACUGCUGGAGGAGAAAAUCCAGUAACUUACCGGCUCAGGCCAGAUGCUGAUUCUGUGGGGUUUGGUGUGGAGCUAGAGACAGGUUGGCUUUAUGUACGUGGAGCUUUGGACCGAGAGAGCCGUGAGGCGUAUUUAUUGGCUGUGCUGGCAUCAGCAGGUUCUGGCACACGCACUGCCACUUGCACUGUGCGUGUUCGAGUGACAGAUGAAAAUGACAACGCUCCUCGGCUGAGUGAGGAGAGGUACUUUCUAAGCAUCCGAGAAAACCGUGCUGUUGGUGAGAGUGUUGGAAAGGUCAGUGCUUCUGACAGAGAUGCUGGGCAGAAUGGACGCAUCACCUACAGACUCUCAGCCCAAGAAACUGACUUCCAGAUUCACCCUCACACAGGGGAACUGACUGCCAGGAAGAGUUUGGAUCGUGAACUCCAGGCCACAUACCAGCUCCUGGUCAUUGCGCAGGAUGGGGGUGCACCACCCCGGAGUGUGACCGGGACCAUUCACAUUACAGUGCUAGAUGAAAAUGACAAUCCUCCUAUGUUUGUGUACCCCAAUGCUGGGCGUGAGAUAUCGCUACAGGUCAUGGAGGGGAAAGCUGCUGGUAUUUUUGUGGCCUCACUACAUGCCAGGGAUCCUGAUGAAGGAGAGAAUGGGACUGUAACGUAUCUUUUGAUAGGUCCCUGGGCAGAGAGAUUUACUCUGCACCCAAACACAGGUGAACUGCGUACUGCAUCAGCACUACAGCACUCUGAGCGUUCACUGUACAGCAUGACUGUUCGAGCCAGUGAUUUAGGAACUCCUCCGCAGAGCUCAGAGACCACCAUCCGUAUCCAGAUUUUACCAACAACACGUUACACCUUAAAGCCUAAUCCAAGUGCUCUUGUCUUGUCUCCCAUGGAAGGGUUGCCACCUGGAUCCCUUUUGGGUUCUGUGGCUCCAAGGAGUCUAUAUGGCUCUGCAAUGUACACCCUACUAGAUGACCCACAUGGUGUCUUUAUGGUGGAUGGACGGACAGGAAACAUAUUUGUUGUGAAAGAGUUGGAUUUUGAGUUGCAAGCUCGAUAUUCUUUUCGAGUAAGUGUUGAGGAGUCAAGAGAACUGUCUGGAGUAUACAUACCACCUAGACUAAUCCAAGUUGAGGUUGAAGUUCAGGACAGAAAUGAUCAUGCUCCAACAUUUCUUGAGGAUCCAGUAACAAUAGUGGUACAUGAAGAUGCUCAAGUUGGUUCUUCUGUUUACACUUUCCAAGCCACUGACAAAGAUGGGCCUGGGCCCAACAGCCAAGUGCAGUAUUUACUACUCCACCAGGAGCCAGAGACUGCAGUUAACCCUUUUUGGUUGAAUAAAGAAACUGGUGUAUUGAGUGUAUCACGGCCACUCGAUCGCGAAGAAAUACCUUCUUAUCUUUUAGUGGUAGAGGCAUCAGAUUGUCCUCUAAACACCAGCCAACGCCGCACCACCUCUGUCACAGCUCGAAUCUUCCUCAGUGAUCAUAAUGACCAUACACCACUCUUCAUCACUCCCUCAGUCCUGUGGAUCCACGAAGACACAUCUGUGGGUUCUACCGUUCUUUAUUUAGUGGCUCAGGAUCUAGACCUGGGAGAUAAUGGUAGGAUUGGCUAUCAGAUGAUAUCAGGCAAUGAAGAGGGAAGGUUCCAGAUUCACCCAAGCACAGGUGCUCUUUCCGUGGUUCGAGCAUUAGACCGUGAGGAGACUGCAGGAUAUAAUUUGACAGUUAUUGCCUCAGAUCAUGGUUCUCCAAUGCUCUCCAGCACCCAAACACUUUCAGUGUCUCUUCUUGAUGUGAAUGAUGAAACACCCAUAUUUGAGAAGUCUCAAUAUGAUGGCAGAGUUCAAGAGAACCAGCCAGCUGGAGUUACAGUCCUUAAAUUUCAGGCAAUAGACAGAGAUCUUGGUCCCAGUGGACAUGUAACGUACAGUGGUGUUACUGGCAAUGAAUUUUCCCUGGACCCAGAAACCGGGAUCCUCACCACAAAACGUUCAUUAGACAGAGAGUCAAAGGAGCUGUAUAGGUUAACAGUGUUUGCUCGGGAUGGGGGGUCCCCCCCACGCAUGUCAGAAGUUAAUGUAAUGGUUCAUGUUGGGGAUGAAAAUGAUAACGCUCCAUCCUUUGACAGAGAGAGUAUUUCACUGGAGGUACCUGAAAAUCAGGACCCUUUAACCCUGUGUAGACUCAGUGCCUGGGACCCAGACAAGAAAAAGAACGGUCAGCUCCAGUAUGUGCUUAUCGAUGGUGACUCUGCUGGCGAUUUCUCUCUGGAUUCCUCCUCAGGGACACUCUCCACAGCUCGUCCUUUGGAUCGAGAAUCAGUAUCCAGCCAUCAGCUAGUGGUACUGGCACAUGAUGGCGGUUUUCCAUCUCUUAGUGCCACUACGACGGUCGUGAUCACUGUAACAGACCUUAAUGAUAAUGCACCCACCUUCUCUGCUCCUGCCUUUAAUGCAGAGGUACCCGAGGAUGCUCCUGUUGGGAGUUUGGUCCUGCAGUUGACUGCCCUAGACCCUGAUGAUGGUCCUAAUGGCCAGACAACAUUCCAUCUCUCCAAUGGUACACAUGGAGCUUUCCACAUUGAUCCUCUCACUGGACGUAUAACAACAGCAACACAACUUGAUCGCGAACGUAGAGCAACGUACACAUUUCUGGCCUGGGUCUUUGAUUCAGAUCCUUCAGGACCAAAGAGAGCACAGGCCACGGUAACUGUAACUGUGCGAGAUGUCAAUGACAAUCCCCCUGCAUUUUUGCGCAGCCCUUUUUAUGUCAACUUGUCGAGGAAUACCCCAACCAAGAGGCCACUCACAGCCAUGAGAGCAGAGGACAAAGAUGCUGGAGCCAAUGCCUCCAUCCUGUAUCGGCUAACUCCUACAUCUGCUAAAGGUGCAUUUUCUGUGGAUCCCUACACUGGGGAAGUGCGUUUGCUGGAGCCUCUGGAAAGCUUGAAUCCAAAAGAGCGAACUAUCUUUGUACUGGCUUCAGAUUUGGGGGAACCUCCAUUGUCCUCCACUGGUGUGUUGGUUAUCCACCUGCGUGAGGAGGCAUCCCAAGGACCACGAUUCCCACGAGACAAUACAGAUAUUAGCCUGACAGAGAAUAGCCCACAAGGAUCGGUGGUUGCCACUGUGAAAGCAUUGCAUACCGGAGGCUCAUCGGGAAAGAUCACUUACACCUUCCUCAGCGGGAAUGAAAAUGGAGCAUAUAGUAUCCACCCAAAUACAGGUCAGAUCACAGUGCAGCAGCCGCUGUUAUUGGAUUAUGAAUGGAACCCGCGGCAGAGACUUGUCAUACAGGCAGAGACCCCACAACAUUACAGCUUCACUGCGCUAACUGUCAUUCUACAGGAUGUCAAUGACAACACGCCGCGCUUCCAGCUGCCGCACUACAUGGCCCACAUCUGGGAAGCACAGGCUGAUGGCAGCCACAUUAUACAGGUUGUUGCCGAGGACCCAGACCAAGGGCUGAAUGGUCAGGUGACCUACGCGUUGGACCCGUCAGGGCUUAUGAAAGAUUUGUUCCGCAUUGACCCUCAGACAGGGACCAUCACAACUGCAGCCAUCCUGGACCGUGAGAUCUGGUCCCAGACACGGCUUGUUGUUACAGCAACAGAUCGUGGCUCGCCACCUCUCACUGGCUCGGCUACACUUACUGUAGUGGUGAAAGACGUUAACGACAAUAGGCCAACCAUUCCGCUGCAGUGGGAGCUCAGUAUACGUGAAGAUGCUCAUAUUGGGUCAGAGAUUGCCCAGGUGACUGGAAAUGAUGUAGACUCUGGCCCUGUGCUGCGGUACACACUGUCAGUGGAUGGGUCGCCAGCAGGAAUAUUCACCAUCUUGCAAUAUAGUGGCCACAUCUGGGUGACUGAGAAACUAGACCACGAGGAACGCAGUUCAUUCUUGUUGAGUGUGCAAACGUCAGAUGGCAAACACCAGACCAGGGCAGAUCUCAGACUCACAAUAGAGGAUGUGAAUGAUAACUCACCCGAGUUUACACAUAGCCUGUACAAGGUGACUGUUAUGGAACACACCCCUUCUUGGACCCCACUGAUCACCAUCACUGCUACCGACAAAGACUCUGGGGACAAUGGGAGAGUUACUUACAGAGUGUUAUCUGCAGAUAGCCAUGCAUUCUACAUGCACCCUGAGAACGGAACACUUUUCAAUACUCGGGUUAUGGAAUUGGACCCAGCGUGGCCUUUGAUGAACGUGGUGGUAGAAGCUUGUGACCAUGGAUUCCCGAGUCUAUCUUCCAUUAUUACUGUGCAGAUAUUGGUGAUGGAUGUUAAUGACCAUUCACCCUCCUUUCCACAACUGCAAUACACUGCUUCUGUGCCAGAAGACCUACCUCUUGGCAGUACCAUCUUGAUCCUGGAGGCCACUGAUGGUGAUCUGUCUUUAGAGAACUCCGGGCUUGAUUACACCAUCUUUAGUGGGAACACAGGCAAUGUCUUCCAAAUACAGAGUGGAAUGCGCUUGUGGAAUGGUCAUUUCCAGCAUAUUGGCUCCAUCAUUUUGACGGAUUCCCUGGAUUUUGAAGCUAUUUCCUUUUAUAAUUUAACAGUUGGUGCCACUGACCGAGGUGUUCCACAGAUGAGCCACUCUGUACCUGUUUUGAUUACAAUCCUCGAUGUCAAUGAUAAUCCGCCUGUCUUCCCAAGACCAGAAUACAGUGUACUUCUCAGUGAGGCAGCUCCUGUUGGUUCUGAAGUGCUAAGACUGCUAGCACAGGAUACAGACUCUGGUAACAACGGAAUGGUAUACUAUAGAAUCACAUCAGGAGAUGAGAGUCAUCUCUUUCAGAUUAAUGGGGCCACAGGUGCCAUAAAGCUAGCUCAACAACUAGACAGGGAGCGACAGUCACUACAUGCUCUUGUGGUUCUAGCCUUUGAUGGUUCAGCCAACUUUGCUCUUGUUACAGUGACUGUAGAAGUCCGUGACAUAAAUGACAACAAGCCAUACUUUCCUGUGCAGAUUCUGACAACCAGCAUUCGGGAGAAUCAGCCAGCUAAUACACUACUAACUGUUAUUCAUGCCAUAGACCUGGACACAGGAAUGUUUGGUCAGCUGCAUUACAAUAUGCUGGACCUUCCAGUAACUGAACCUGGACAUCUAACUGGUAAAGAUGUAUUCCUGGUGAAUAGGACAUCUGGUGAGCUACUUUCUCGGCAGAGCUUUGAUUAUGAGCGUAGCAAAGCUUUCAACAUGGUUGUCAGAGCCACAGAUGCUGGAAAUUUUUCAGCUACAGUCACAGUUCAAGUUCUCGUAACUGGAGAGGAUGAAUAUGACCCAGUUUUCCUAGCCCAGUACUUCAACUUUGAGGUGACGGAGGGUGCUAUUAAAGGCCAGGUCAUUGGUCGUGUGCAGGCCACAGAUGAGGAUGAAGGGGCUGAUGGACUGGUUCUGUACUCCUUCUCUAAACCAUCACCAUAUUUUGGAAUUAAUGAAACCACAGGCCAUGUCUACCUAAAGGUCGAUAGCCAGAGACACCGUUCUGGUCGGUCCAAGCGAGAAACAAGGGAAAUAAUCAUGGAUGUUCAUGCACACAGUCCUUUACCUUCCUCACGUGUUGCUGUUGCUCAGCUUACUGUGGACAUUACACAUACUUCAUUUGGACUGGCCCCUGACUUGAACUUGUUACUCGUAGUGUCUGUGGCCUCUUCUUUGGCAGUGGUUGUAGUAUUAGCUGUUGUUGCUAUUGUGCUGGUUGUUUGCAGGUCACGGAGCAUACAGAAGAAGCGUCAAGAGACAGAUGCUCAAUUGGAUACCUUGCAGGCAAGCACUAUGCAGAGAAUGGGUCACGAUAAGUCAACACUAUCUAGCAGUGACCGAAUCUACCAUCAAACACUUCCUGGCUACUCCAUGGAAUCUUCAACAGGGGAGUGUUCUUACACCAGAGGAGGAUCUCUAGACCCAUCACAUUCUAGUGGGCGUGGAUCUGCGGAAGCUGCUGAAGAUGAUGAAAUCCGUAUGAUCAAUGAGUACCCUCGAGUAGCAAGCAUUACAUCAUCAAUGCAAGAACACAUCUCAGCACGUGGUCCUGACUCUGGCAUCCAACAAGAUGCUGAUCAACUGUCUGAUAUUUCUUGUGAUCCAUCUAUGGAUACUGGGCAGUGGUUUAAGAGUAAGAAGGGGUCUGCACAGUCACAGAUGUAUCGAGAUGAUAGUGGAGGAGGAGGAGCUUUUAUAGGAGUAGGCUGUGGGCUUAACAUGCCCCACAACAAGGACUACUCUUUCCCCGAAGAUGGCAAGCCGUCUGUGGAGGGCUCUCUGACAGCCAUUGUGGCCAGUGAUGAAGAGUUACGCGGCAGCUACAACUGGGAUUACCUUCUAAAUUGGUGUCCUCAGUUCCAGCCAUUAGCCAGUGUGUUUAUGGAAAUUGCCAGGCUUAAAGACGAAUCAGCACUUAGAAGACCUUUUCAACCAAAGCCCAAAGCAAUGCCCCAACCUCGCAUUGAUCCACCUCCUCUAAUUACAUCAGUGGCACAUCCAGGUGCUAAGACCGUGCCCCCAAAGCCAGCUGUGGCCAGAAGUUUCCCUAAUUUUUCAUCUUUGCGUCGCUCCCCAAUCACACAUGAAGCUUUCCUUUCAUCCUCAGCUAUACCCCCCAGUUUCUCCCCAUCCCUCUCUCCGUUGGCAGCGCGAUCACCCGUUGUCUCGCCAUUUGGAAUUUCCCAGGGACCAUCAGCAUCUGUCCUCAGCACAGAGCACAAUCUGGAACCUGUUAGUGAUGGGGAACUAAGGAUUUAAAACCUUGCAGUAAACAAAGGGCAAUGACCACAAAAAUAAAAUACAAAGGCAGCAAAACCAACUGCAUCUAGACUGGUGAAGAACUGUUCCUGCUAAAGGAGAUACAAUACAGUUUAACCUCUUUGAACCCAAAUAUGCAUACUGUUUCAAUAGGAAAAGAACGACUGCUCCAAGUCCCAGUCAAGACUGAACACAGGAGGCACCUCACCAUACACUGACUGAAAGGUGCCUCCUUUACCACCUGACUUUGUGUCCCCUCUGUUGACCAGGGGUAGGAAGCCUCACUUGCCUGUGUGGUGAACAAUGAACUAGAUGAAGUUUAGAUCAAUUUUUUUGUAAUGCAUGAAUGGCCUUCUAUGAUUUAUUCAGCAAAACCGCUGUCCAGAAGCCCAUUGAUCCCAAGCCUGGCAGCUAGAUCACUUUACUCAGGGGCCAAAACUCAGGCAGGACCUGUACACCAGCAUCUUCAUAGUGUACAUAGGGCUGUAAGCUAGAGAGGCAAGAUAUACCAUAUCACUUGUCAUAAACAGGAAGUGUAUUCAGAAACCAAUGCUCUACGCAGGAUGUACAACUCAACAAGUGCCCAAGAGAGUAAGCAAAGUGAGGCUGUGUGCACGUAGACUGGACAGUAAGUAGGAUUUCACUAGAGUGUAGUCGUGUAGUGUCGUAUACAGUCUUCAGUUAUGUUUACAUUGUAAUGAUUAUAUGAUAACCAAGGUUUUUUUAAUCAAUGAUUCCAGUUCUGCUAUUUAUAAUUAUAUACCUCAUUUACAUAUUUGGCAUCAAAGCAGUUCCAUCACAUUGUUGAGCGGUUAUUUCACACGAUCCCGGAUAGAAGACUUGGUGGGUGCUAUCUCAGCUUCGAGCAAAAGCCCGUCCUACCAUGGUUCUCUAUUGUCUGAAGCUAGAGCGGAGCAAAUUAUACGUAUAACUAAAUCUGUGAAUUAUAGAAAUAUAUGUAAAUAUAACCUGCUCCCAGACUUGUGCUUAACAGCCCACCUUGGGAUACGCUCAAGAUUCCUAGAGGUUUAGAAUGAUUUAUACUUGAUGGUAUAGGAAUUAUACGGCUAGGCUAGGCAGGUGUAUAGACCAAAUAAUAAAGACUUGAUGGUAUAGGAAUUAUACGGCUAGGCUAGGCAGGUGUAUAGACCAAAUAAUAAAGACUUGAUGGUAUAGGAAUUAUACGGCCAGCCUAGAAAGGUGUAAAAACUAAAUAAAAAAAGACUCAAUGGUACAGGAAUUAUACGGCCAGGCUAGGAAGGUGUAUAGACUAAAUAAUUAAGACUCGAUGGUAUAGGAAUUAUACGGCUAGCCUAGCAAGGUGUAUAGACCAAAUAAUAAAGACUCAAUGGUAUAGGAAUUAUACAGCCAGGCUAGGAAGGUGUAUAGAUUAAAUAAUAAAAACUCAAUGGUAUAGGAAUUAUACAGCUAAGCUAGGAAGGUAUUUUGACUGAAUAAUGGUUACUAGAUGGUAUAGAGUUUAUAUGGCAUGGAUAGGAAUGUAUAUAUUGGUAAAAUAAUGCAGACUGAAUGGUAUAGGGAUUAUAUGGCCCAACUGGGAAGGUAUAUAUUGAAGGAUUAACGCAGAUUGGAUGGUAUAGGGAUUAUUAUGGCCCGGAUAGGAAGGUAUACAGACUGAAUAACGGGGAUUGGAUGGUAUGGGGUUAGGAAGGUACAUAGAAUGAGUAACGGGGAUUGGAUGGUAUGGGGAUUAUAUGGCCCAGCUAACGCAGAUUGGAUGGUAUAGAGAGUAUUAUGGCACGGAUAGGAAGGUAUAUAGACUGAAAUACAGAGACUGGGUGGUAUAGGGAUUAUAUGGCCCAGCCUGGAAGGUAUAUAGACUGAAUAAUGGUUACUAGAUGUAUAGAGUUCAUAUGGCACAGCUAGGAAGUUAUAUGGACUUAAUAACUCAGACUUUAUGGUAUAGGGAUUAUAUGGACCAGUUAGAAAAGUAUAUAGUGACAGAAUAACGCAGACUGAAUGGUAUACAGAUUAUAUGGCCCAGCUAGGAAGGUAUAUAGACUAAAUAACAGGGACUGGAUGGUCUAUUGGUUAUAUGGCCCGGCUAGGAGGGUAUAAAUUGACAGAAUAACGCAGACUGGAUGGUAUACGGAUUAUAUGGCCCAGCUAGGAAGGUAUAUAGACUAAAUAACAGGGACUGGAUGGUCUAUUGGUUAUAUGGCCCGGCUAGGAAGGUAUAAAUUGACAGGAUAACGCAGACUGGAUGGUAUACGGAUUAUAUGGCCCAGCUAGGAAGGUAUAUAGACUAAAUAACAGGGACUGGAUGGUCUAUUGGUUAUAUGGCCCGGCUAGGAAGGUAUAAAUUGACAGGAUAACGCAGACUGGAUGGUA